CGGCACACUCCCCUUGUUGCUGGUUUUGUGGCUUAUCUUCGGACCUCCGAGACUCAUCUGCGUACCGUGCAUGUGCGAUUGCCUUGUAUCGGGCGCCGCAUUUCUUGUCUCUGGGGAAGACACGCAAACCCGACGGUUGCGCGUACUUGCAAGAUUGUCGCUCUCUGUGAAGUUUGUGAAGUUUUGGUAUUUCCCUUCCGCAUUAGAAAAUCGAAAAUGGUUGGUUUCAAACUCCUCACCCUCGGCGCCUUCGUGGCAGGUGAACUAACCCUGGUAGGACCGGCCGGGACGAUGGCAUUCACCGUCCCGAAUGCAACAGGAGCGAAACCGCUGGUGACUUCUGUGAGUGUGAGACCUUCAUGGUCAUCUGCUCGUCAAAAUGCCUUCAGUUCUUCCUCGUCUCGUUCCCAGUCUUCUGUCAGGCCGCACUCCGCGUUUGUGACCAAUAGACUUGAAACUGCAGGCGAGACAGGAACUCAACACAGAGCGGCCGACUCCGCUGCCGGUGUAGGUGCAGCCCAGUCGGCGUUUCCCAUCGAUUUGAGAGGCCAGACUGCUUUCGUUGCUGGCGUCGCAGAUAGUCACGGAUACGGCUGGGCGAUCGCAAAACACCUCGCGAGCGCUGGGGCGCGUGUGGCUCUAGGCACAUGGCCGCCAGUUCUGGGACUCUUUCAGAAGUCUCUUCAGAGCGGAAGACUUGACGAGGACCGAAAACUCCCUGAUGGUUCCCUUAUUGAAUUUGCGGGCGUGUAUCCCCUCGACGCUGCCUUCGAUAAGCCGGAAGAUGUGCCGCAAGACAUAAAGGAUAACAAACGAUACGCGGGCGUGGAUGGAUACACGAUAAAGGAGGUGGCGGUGAAGGUGAAGCAGGAUCUGGGCAACAUCGACAUUCUCGUGCACUCUCUUGCUAACGGACCGGAGGUGACAAAGCCCCUUCUGGAGACGAGCAGAAAAGGCUAUCUGGCUGCGUCAAGCAAUAGCGCGUAUUCCUUCGUCUCGCUCCUCCAGCACUUUGGACCGAUCAUGAACGAAGGCGGCAGUGCUGUUACUCUUUCUUACCUGGCUGCGGAACGUGUUGUUCCAGGGUAUGGAGGCGGUAUGAGUAGUGCGAAGGCAGCGCUGGAGUCCGACACCCGCACCCUGGCCUGGGAGGCCGGCCAGAAGUACGGCGUUCGCGUCAAUGCCAUCAGUGCAGGUCCUUUGAAGAGCCGUGCUGCCAGUGCGAUCGGCAAAUCUGGCGAAAAAAGCUUCAUCGAUUACGCAAUCGACUAUUCCUAUAACAACGCACCUCUAAGAAGAGACUUGCACAGUGACGAUGUCGGCGGAGCUGCGCUCUUCCUGCUGUCCCCCCUGGCUCGAGCCGUGAGCGGCGUGACUUUGUAUGUAGACAACGGCUUGCAUGCUAUGGGACAGGCCGUUGAUUCGAGAUCCAUGCCGCCUCUGCAGCGCGCUACUCAGGAGAUAAAUUGACAGCCUUACACACCAUGUACAGAACUGAACCCUCCAUAGAGGAGCGCUGAUUUGUUGAAUCAGUCAAGGCAUUUGAGCAAAGUAUUCUUCAGAUGUGACACUGACUCGAGGUCAUGUGACGAACCUGUUACCAAGUUUGCUGGAAGGUAUGCCUGCAAUUGGCACCCGCAUUUUCUUCCCUUGAAGCCACUGAUACUGUACCUCACGCUUGACUGCUUGGCGGAUGUUGAUAUUUGCGCAGCGGGUAGAAAACAGCGAUCUACCUCGGGAACGUUUGUACUGCUUAUUUUCCGCUAGCUGUUUCGUUGUUGUGUCCGUACUUCCAUGUCUUUUCUCUGUGGGCAAUAAAGCUUCCUUCUUCCUACUUUUCGCGCCGUGUCACCUGACUUCUCGGCUGUCUUGGUAACGAUAACAAACUACGUGUGUGAGCCUGAAGGUGAUCUUAGCAGUCACGAUCGUGAAUGGCGCCCGUGUGCUCGGCUCUCGGCUGGCGGCGGUUGAUACAGAGAGAUCGACACAUCUGGGGGACUGGAUGAGAAAGGUGGGGGAAAGAGAAACGUUCAUACCACUGAGGGGAGUCUUUCGUCUAUUUCUAAGCUGCAUAAGAUCUACUCCCGCUGGGCACUCCGGGUGUGAUGGAAAAAACAAUUGCUUGCCUUGCUGUUGGAAAUGCUCUGCAUGAGAGACACUUCCGAGGCAAAGUAGAGCCCGCUUCUCUUAAGCGCCACGUGCAAGAUGUCUCUCUUUCUUAUAUGUAGAGGAAUAAAAUCUAUGCAAACGAAGGCUUAAUCUUUAGUCCUUGGGGUCCUGCGGCACUGUAGCGUCUCACGGAAACACUAGUGCUGCGUGAUGAGGCAGUGAUGCCUUGUCUCAAACUGUGUUUCCCUUCCUUCGUUU
Molecule: messenger RNA, 2367 nt
Organism: Toxoplasma gondii ME49
Lineage: Eukaryota; Apicomplexa; Conoidasida; Eucoccidiorida; Sarcocystidae
Gene: ENR
Product: enoyl-acyl carrier reductase ENR
Exons: 6
Coding region: 217-1470 (417 amino acids)
Biological process (GO): fatty acid biosynthetic process
Molecular function (GO): enoyl-[acyl-carrier-protein] reductase (NADH) activity
Source: RefSeq, a predicted model, not a curated record